UCGACCGUUGAGAGAGAAACAUAAGCGGUCAAGUCGUUGUACUUUUUGGUCGAGCUCUGUUGGGAUUUGUAGUCAUUGUCAUGUCCGUCGAUCACAUUGUGGGAGGAAUCAAGCAGCUGGAGGGGAAUGAGAAGAAGGAAGCUCUCGAGCUACUGGAUUCCACCUUCUCGCAGUUGGCCUCCAGAGAAGGUACACCCUACAAGGUGGUAAAAGUAACCUCUGUGACGGGUCAGGUUGUGGCUGGAACUCUCAAUACCUAUGAGGUUGAACUGGAUAAUGGAUCCGAAGUAAAGCAGUGUCACGUGGAAAUCUGGACUCAAAUUUGGCUAAAGGAGAAUGGCACCAACAUCAAAAUAAAGUUCGCCGGCGAAGAUGUAGAAUUAGAUCGCACUUGGUAAAGAAGGAAGACUCGUGUUUAUUGUAAACGCAAAUAAUUCUGAAGAAUUUACGUUUAAAAUACAAAAGAUAAAAAAGUAUUAUCAAAUAAAUUCCCCGCUCGCUCUGUGGUGUGUAAUGAGCUUUGCUCUCUCCAAAUUAGUAAUAUGGUUUGCCAUAUUGGUGAGAAACUACAUUUGUUUGUAUAGUUACACUUAUCGGAUUCACAGAGUUCAACAAUAGUGGUUGAUAAGGUUGCAGGUGAAACUCUAUACAUAUGAAAUACAUUUGUAGUACUGAAAUCAUGAAUAACGAAUUGAUAAACAUUUUCA
Drosophila ficusphila is the source of this 707-nucleotide messenger RNA. RefSeq names its product cystatin-like protein. The record is from RefSeq and is a predicted model, not a curated record. Lineage: Eukaryota; Metazoa; Arthropoda; Insecta; Diptera; Drosophilidae. The transcript has 2 exons. Bases 81 to 398 code for a protein of 105 amino acids. Gene Ontology annotation, molecular function: cysteine-type endopeptidase inhibitor activity.